This is a messenger RNA of Suillus paluster, 1606 nucleotides long. Its product is annotated as major facilitator superfamily domain-containing protein. Gene Ontology annotation, cellular component: fungal-type vacuole membrane. Gene Ontology annotation, molecular function: transmembrane transporter activity. The coding region runs from base 125 to 1576 and encodes 483 amino acids. Lineage: Eukaryota; Fungi; Basidiomycota; Agaricomycetes; Boletales; Suillaceae. Gene Ontology annotation, biological process: transmembrane transport. The transcript has 13 exons. The record is from RefSeq and is a predicted model, not a curated record.
GUCAAGAGUGACAUUGACUUGACGUGUCCCAUCAGUGCUGACGCGACUUGACGGACAUAGGUCAAUAUAUAAGCCUUCUGCCCUUUACAUUCGCAAUCCGUCAAUUCUCCCAGCUCACUGGCUCAUGGCGUCUGUCAAAUCCGAGUCUCGAACACUUCAUACGGCAGGGGGUGCCCUCAGGCCUCAGGAGCACAAAGAGCGCUCAGAGAUAUUAUUGGAAGGAUUUCAAAUUGCCAUAAGUUGUGACCCUCCCCCACACCCGGACGAGUUUCCCGAAGGUGGUUUGGUAGCAUGGACCACUGCUCUUGGAUCGUUUCUUGUACAAUUUUGCGGGUUCGGUUAUGUCACCUCAUUUGGUGUCUACCAAGGUAUUGCUACGCAUAAAAGCGAGCAUUUAACAUUGAACAUUUACUUCCCUCCAGACUUCUAUUCCCAGCAUUACCUCACAAAUGAGACGACAUCUGCUAUAUCAUGGAUCGGAAGCUUGAAUGUAUUUUUAAUGACCGCCGUGGGCCUUGUAUCAGGUUCACUUUAUGACCGAGGAUAUUUCUAUCAUCUCGUAAUUGCUGGAUCGCUUCUGCAGAGUUUCUCUCUAUUCAUGUUGUCUUUGUCAAAACCCGAUCAGUAUUACCAGAUAUUCCUCUCUCAAGGCUUAAGCUUGGGCAUCGCGUUGGGACUGAUAUAUAUCCCGAGCAUAGCUGUCAUCUCCCACCAUUUCCGCCGGAGACGGACACUAGUGAUGACGUUUUCCGCUUCAGGCUCGUCGCUGGGUGCUAUCAUCCAUCCGAUUAUGCUCAAUAACCUCCUGAAUGGUCCUGUUGGCUUCGCCAACGGUGUUCGUAUAAGCGCAGGUUUGGUCAGCGCGCUUCUUUUAAUUGCAUGUCUGUGCAUGCGAACCCGCCUUGAUCCACCAACGAUACCAGUGAACUAUAUUGCGGCAACUAGAAAAUGUGUCCGUGAUGUACCAUUUAUUUUCAUGACAGUAGGGAGCUUUCUUUUCCAGAUUGGCUUCUUCUAUCCGAUAUUCUUCUUUCAACUUGACUCUAUCAAGCACGGUCUCGGCACCACCUUUUCAUUUUACUCUCUAGUGAUUUUAAAUGCGUCCAAUUUUGUGGCACGAAUCACAUCAGGGUUCAUUGCGGCAUUCACGGGAGUCCCAAACCUAACCAUAGUUGCGACAAUUUCAUGCGGUGUGGUCAUUUUGGGCUUGACUGGUCUGAGUAGCCUCGCCAGCGUCAUUGUUCUUGGCGUUCUUUAUGGCUAUUUUUUUGGGCUGUACAUUGCGAUGGUGGCUCCACUUACGACUACUUUAACGCCCGACCUCUCUGAGCUUGGCGCGCGGAUGGGCAUCGCUCUCUCUAUUGGUGGAAUUGGAAGUUUGAUUGGAACCCCCAUAUCCGGAGCUCUGCUAACAUCUAAUUAUACCUGGUGGAGACCAUCUCUGUUCUCUGGGAUCGUUUCGCUGGCUGGUGGCAUGAUGUAUAUCAUCAUGCGAUUUGCGUUUGUCAGAAAGCAGAUCCAGGACAAGCACAUUACCCAACUUGACAUACGAGUAGAUAACCAGCCUGUAGACUGACACCCAUGGAAGCUGCUUUAACAUGUGCCU